Messenger RNA from Pelobates cultripes (western spadefoot toad), 330 nucleotides. NCBI's taxonomy places the organism in Eukaryota, Metazoa, Chordata, Amphibia, Anura, Pelobatidae. The record is from the annotation of a GenBank genome assembly.
AUGGCAGCACAAAAAGCCAAGAAACAAGCAGAAAAAAAUGAUCGGGCCGGCUUUUUCGCGACCCGGGCGCCGACGCCAAAAUCAAUGGGCCUAGCCGAACAGGAACAAGAUGGAGACGGAGGUAACGACACGCUGCCACUAUUAACCUCCCCAGGUGAGCAAAACCUGCCAGUGACCCAGGACUUCUUACAGAAGUGCCUAGACAAUAUGUCCCACAAGAUCCGGGAAACCCUGCAAGGCACACUGAGAGAGAUGAAAAGAGAGAUGCAGGAGCUGGGGGACAGGACGGCACAUGGAGAACCGCAUGGAGGAACAAGUCACGGUGCAUAA